Messenger RNA from Ornithodoros turicata, 603 nucleotides. RefSeq lists its product as uncharacterized. Lineage: Eukaryota; Metazoa; Arthropoda; Arachnida; Ixodida; Argasidae. The coding region runs from base 1 to 603 and encodes 200 amino acids. The transcript is spliced from 4 exons. The record is from RefSeq and is a predicted model, not a curated record.
AUGGGCAUCGGAAAUUGGACCAUCUUUCUGUGUUUUGGUUGCUUGGCGUCCGCCGCUUCCCUGGAUACGGAAGACAACUUCAGUCAGUUUCGUCAGUUGAUGCCCGUCGUUAGUCGAAUGCUUCGGCCCACAAUCCGUUCGGCGCUGGAAUCGGCUAGACGUUACGUCAACUACAACGUCAUGGGCGUCACAGCGGUCAUCGUGAGCACGCUAGCUGCAGCUCUGUACUGGUUCCCCGGAGCAUUCAGCUAUGUCGGUAUCUAUGCUGGUGGUGAUAACAGCACGGACGUCAUAUCAAGAUUCGACUCCAUAUUACGUCGCUACAACAUCGAUUCUGACGCCUGCAUGAAGGUGGCGCUCUGCUCCGUUGGACGAAUCAGCGGGGAUAUGUUCGAACGGCGUAGUCCCAUCCAGGUGUUUGACACCAUGCUUAGUUUGACGUACAUGGAUGAGGUCCUACUGAACCAGGGCCUCCGGCGAGCGAGACAAGUCGGUGAACAAGGCGGUGAUUGUGACGCUUCAUUCAACAAGGGAGGCAAAUGUCCUUUCAACGCAGCCGCGUGGAAAGUCCUACUCACCACCAUCAAUAAAUCCUUCCUUUGA